Messenger RNA from Phytophthora infestans T30-4, 627 nucleotides. RefSeq lists its product as uncharacterized. The transcript is spliced from 2 exons. The record is from RefSeq and is a predicted model, not a curated record. The coding region runs from base 1 to 627 and encodes 208 amino acids. NCBI's taxonomy places the organism in Eukaryota, Oomycota, Peronosporomycetes, Peronosporales, Peronosporaceae.
AUGCUGCCCGGGCUGGACGGCUUUGAACGCCUGUCCGCCAUCAAAGCCGCCGAGGAAGCCACAGCGGAGACCGUGGAUGACGCUGAGCCUGAGGGGGUCGCAAUUAAAGAAACGCUGGCGGUCCAGGAGCCUGAAGCAUCCUCUGAAGUAGUUGAAGUAGUGCAAGGGACAAAAGAGACUGCAACAACUCAUGAAGUUACAGAGUCGGAGGUGAUAACAACGACUGAGACCAAAGAGACCAAGCAGGUUCAAGUGACGGAACAAGUAGAGACCGAAGAAGUGCUGGAAGUUGAUGUAGUUCAGGAGCAAGUGACGGACGUACGCAGCGAGACGACGGAGGCUGUCCGCGAGGCCCCUGUCCGCUCCCCCAGCCUCGUAGAGAUCACAGUGGAGCACCAGACAUUCGCCGACGUGGUCUCGACAGCCCAGCACGUGCACUGGCUGUCAAUGCCUGUGAGUGCCAACCCUGCUCUUGCGCGUCUUCACACGGUAUUGAACGACCAAGACCCGCUCACUGCGUACGCUCUGUACCCUACCAGUCCGACAUCUUCGGCGCACGCAGGAGAGGAAGAGGAGUUGCCGUUGCCGCAUAUUCCCACGUCCAAACCGCCAUCGCCAACCAAGUGA